Molecule: messenger RNA, 462 nt
Organism: Volvox carteri f. nagariensis
Lineage: Eukaryota; Viridiplantae; Chlorophyta; Chlorophyceae; Chlamydomonadales; Volvocaceae
Exons: 6
Coding region: 1-462 (153 amino acids)
Source: RefSeq, a predicted model, not a curated record
AUGGUCAACGGAUGCCAGGUGUCGAUGCACACGACAGAGGACCAAUUUGUCGGGCCAGGGCGGAUGCCGUGCCGCAUGUUUGCAAUGUCGGGAAACUUGACGGGUGCGGGGGUGGAGGCCCAAAUGUGGGCUGACGUGGACGGCCCUGGGCUGCUGUCGUACUAUUACGAAGAUUCAGAGGCCGUGGCUGCGCUUCGGUACGACAGCUUUCGUCAGCUUGUACGGGACAUUUGGGCGUUUUUGCGGCACUUCACCGGCGACUUGCGCUUCGCCAACGACUCGUAUGGUGACGCGGGUGCGGAGGGGUUGAUGGGGGAAAUGGUUGGCGAGGAUGUGAACGGAGGAGCUGCGGUGGAUCGCGGCCGGGCCCGGCACGGUCCCAUGCGUGUGUAUCGUACCUCCGAAACCAGGGUGGUGGUCAAGGCGCCCACCGGCUGCAAGUACCGCUACACGACACAAUGA